GCUCAGCUGCGGCCGGGCCGCUCCCCCUUCCUCACCCGGGCGCCCGCGGAGAUGUUUAACCGCGCGGUGAGCCGGCUGAGCAGGAAGCGACCGCCGUCAGACAUCCACGACAAUGAUGGGAGUUCCAGCAGCAGCCACCAGAACCCCAAGAGCAGCACAGCCAAGUGGGCGGCCUCUCUGGAGAAUCUGCUCGAAGACCCGGAAGGCGUGAAAAGAUUUCGGGAAUUUUUAAAAAAGGAAUUCAGUGAAGAAAAUGUUUUAUUUUGGUUAGCAUGUGAAGAUUUUAAGAAAACACAAGAUAAGAAGCAGAUGCAGGAAAAGGCAAAGGAGAUCUACAUGACCUUCCUGUCCAGCAAGGCCUCGUCACAAGUCAACGUCGAGGGGCAGUCCCGGCUCAACGAGAAGAUCCUGGAAGAACCGCACCCCCUGAUGUUCCAGAAGCUCCAGGACCAGAUCUUCAACCUCAUGAAGUACGACAGCUACAGCCGCUUCUUGAAGUCUGACUUGUUUCUAAAGCACAAGCGGACCGAGGAAGAGGAGGAGGAGCCGCCCGACACCCAGACGGCGGCCAAAAGAGCGUCGAGAACUUAUAACACAUGAGCCUCCCCCCCCCCUGGCCCUCCCCCCCCAGCGGUCGGCACUGGCAGCUCCCCGUCGCCAAGGGUCUCACUCAGGACCAGGCAGGGUGUAGAAUUGCUUUGUUAUCUGCAAGGACUGAAGUGUACCAAGCCCGUCGGUGGCAUCUGUGUAUUGUAUUAACUGCUUGGCCAGUACGUCUUGCAUGAUGGCUCGUCUUACGUAGAAAACACACACACGUUGCUUUGAGGUUUAAGUUCACAAACGCACAGUGGUGGACGGAGUCCUUAAACACUGGACACUGAGCAUUUCACAGCUUGAUUAAACGUCAUGCGAGGCCGCCAGGUGACCCGUCGAGCCACCUCUGACCUUUCGAGUCUUUGCCCUGCCUCUGGGGGAGGGGCCCUCCCUGUCCACAGGUCCCGGGAGUGGACCUCACAGACUCAGGCCACGGGGGGUGCUGUCUGUCCGGCGCCUUUUGGGUUAAAUGCUUCUCUCAGGCGAGCUCAGUGCUAGGAAAAGGAACCCUUCCUCCCCCCGUCCCCCCACA
Molecule: messenger RNA, 1126 nt
Organism: Eptesicus fuscus (big brown bat)
Lineage: Eukaryota; Metazoa; Chordata; Mammalia; Chiroptera; Vespertilionidae
Gene: RGS10
Product: regulator of G protein signaling 10
Exons: 5
Coding region: 52-600 (182 amino acids)
Biological process (GO): regulation of G protein-coupled receptor signaling pathway
Molecular function (GO): GTPase activator activity; G-protein alpha-subunit binding
Source: RefSeq, a predicted model, not a curated record